Limulus polyphemus (Atlantic horseshoe crab) is the source of this 3524-nucleotide messenger RNA. RefSeq names its product junctophilin-1-like. Bases 370 to 2850 code for a protein of 826 amino acids. Gene Ontology annotation, cellular component: junctional membrane complex; endoplasmic reticulum membrane; plasma membrane. The transcript has 6 exons. Lineage: Eukaryota; Metazoa; Arthropoda; Merostomata; Xiphosura; Limulidae. The record is from RefSeq and is a predicted model, not a curated record.
AAGCAAUGGGCAGCCUCUGACUGAGAGAGCUGCCUGCACCAAGUCAGCAACGCUGAGUAGGACGGUACAAUGCACGUCAGCUGCUCUAUCGUUCAUUACAGUGCUGAGUGAACAUUAAUGAAUAUUGUUUAAACGAACGAAAGAUUUCGAUAAGCGUUCUCUGGCUUGAAAACAAAGUAUAAGUUCUUUACAAUCUAGUUAAACACUUGUGUUAACUCCACUUAGGUUAAUAACUAAUGUCACCUGGCUAUUUUUAUAAAGAGCUAUUAAACACAACAUAUUUCCACUUCCCUAAAAUAUUCAAACCCUAUUUAUACUUACAAUAACCAUGCUCUGUCUGACUGAUGUUUCUAUGUGUUAUUUGCGCCCAUGACAACACCUCACGUGCAGCCCCGCACCACUGCAACCGGCGGUCGUUUCGACUUUGAUGAUGGGGGCACUUAUAUCGGGGGCUGGGAAGACGGAAAAGCUCAUGGACACGGAGUGUGCACGGGCCCCAAGGGACAAGGAGAAUACAGUGGCUCGUGGCACUUUGGAUUUGAGGUAUCCGGAGUAUAUACUUGGCCUAGCGGAAGCACCUUCGAAGGGCAAUGGCAGAAUGGCAAGCGACAUGGUCUAGGGGUAGAAACCCGUGGCCGCUGGGUGUAUCGUGGCGAGUGGACGCAAGGGAUGAAAGGCCGUUAUGGGGUUCGUCAGUCACUUUCCUCUGGAGCCAAAUACGAAGGGACGUGGGCAAAUGGCCUUCAAGAUGGAUAUGGUACUGAGACAUACGCUGAUGGCGGUAUUUACCAAGGUCAAUGGCUCAGAGGAUUACGACAUGGGUAUGGGGUUCGCACAAGCGCCUCUUUUGGGGUGGCAUCCCUUUUCCGUCCAAAGAACCUUCGAGCGUCAAUGACGUCAAUCCAGAGCGAACACGUAGAUCCGGCCAGCGAAAGAGAUCGAAAAAUCGAUGACUGUCGUGGUGGUUUUGUUCUAAAAAUAAAAAGUGAUGAACCUCCACCCCGACGACGUUCUCUUGUUGAGAAAUCAACAAGUCUAAAAAAGUCCAUUCUUCAGGGCUUAAAACUAAAGAAACAGCGUAGCACUGGUGAUAUCGACAGAAAGGGAGUAUCCGGUUCUGUCCGGAGCACGAAAUCUGCGACUAAUUCAGUCAGCUCCGGGUCUGUUAUAUCAGCUAUUACCCGGACUUCGGCACACAGCGACUCCAAUGCAAGUUUCGUCAGUCAAGAUGAUAUAACUGAUUCCAAUGUGGUUGAAACUUACAUGGGGGAGCUCAGGAAUGAUAAGAGGAGUGGGUUUGGUAUCUCUGAACGAUCAGAUGGACUCAAGUACGAGGGGGAGUGGUAUAACAAUAAAAAAUAUGGUUAUGGAGUCACUACUUUUAAGGAUGGUACGAAAGAGGAAGGAAAGUAUAAAAACAAUGUCUUAUUAAAUAGUGGUAAAAAGAAACAUCUGUUUCAGCUUCGAUCAUCCAAGUUCCGUGAAAGGAUAGAUGGCGCUGUGAAUGCAGCUACUCGUGCUUCUCAAAUAGCUCUCCAAAAGGCAGAUAUUGCUAUAUCCAGAACAGCGACGGCUCGAGGAAAAGCAGAACAAGCUAACGUUUUUGCGAUACACGCAAAGGAAGAUUCCGACUUUGCCCGUAUAGUAGCAAAACAGUUCGCCCCAGAGUUUCAACAGCCGGUAGAGAAUGAAUUACUCAAAAUAAAAGUAGAUGAAAAUAGACAAAAUCAGGAAAUCAACACAAUACGAAGACCAUCAACUACGGUGCCAAAUAAACAAGCUCAAGAGAGAACUCAUUCUCUCUACCUUCACCAGGGUAAUGUUUCUCAGGAAUAUUUAGCACUGAAUCCAGGAGAAAAUAUACAUACAGAGCAGGUCACUUCAGACGCUUUAACAAUGAAAAUUGAUCGAUAUGACAGUAGUAAAUCUCAAGUUCCAUUUCGAGAAAAUACUCCAGCCAAAGAAACUUAUCAAGUCAAUCAGAACCUCAUGAACUAUUUAGAUCCCUCAGUUACACCAACGGGUAGUGAAGCAUUCACUCGAAAUCCACAAGGUUCUUUUCGGCACCAGAAAAAACCCAGCUUUAGAGAAAGAGAAAAUAAAUACACUAUGCACCAGGUAAUAUCUGAGAAUCAUGACCAGUACCCUCUCGAGCAUGAAAAAUUUAAGAUUCGUUCUCGUCCUAGCCAGUCUCGCAAUCAAUUUAGUAUACCUAAAUUACAAACCGUUCAAGCUCCUUUGGACACUACACAUCAUCCCAUACGCUAUACUCCUGAUUGCACUCCAGACUCUGGGGUUUCCGAAAGCAUGGACAGUUAUGACCUUUCUCCUGGUCAUGUUCCACGGCGAUCUACUCUACCUAAUCUCCAUGCUGAGAGUUUUCAGGGUCAAGUUGAUCUUGGACUCUUUGUUUCUGCUCCUAGUGAUAGUGAAAGAGACAGCAGCGCCAUAUUGACUACCCCUCGCUUAAGUGAGAAAGAAGAGAAAAUAUUUGAUUCCACACCUCCAAGGACUACGUCAUUUUACGGUGGGGUAACAAAAAAACAACCUCCUUCUCAACUCCAACCUAGUAAACCUGCGGUUAUCAAAAGAAAAAAAAGUCUUCCUGAUAUUCAGGCGGCAGUAACGAAAUCCAAGAUUAUGACGAGAGCAGAAGUGUCCGAGCUGAGCUCUCAGAGGAGAGAGGAGGUUCGAAGAAUGCAAAUGGAAGCAGAACGGCUCCGUGCUAAUCCAUUACUAUAUUUCUUUAAUCCUGAUGUCAAGGCCUGGUUCUCGAGACAACAGUUAGUAAUAUUGGUUCUGUUCGUCAACAUCAGCUUGGCUUUCAUGUUCUUCAAACUUCUGACAUAAUCAGAAACAAAGACCACACUCUUUAACACAUGUUCCCUCGAGGCCUAGCUGCUGUUGAAAGAAAACAAAGAAGCAGCUUUUUUCUUUUUUUCAUCGUUACUCCGCCCAGCCUGUUUCCACGGUCUCUUAAAUUGGUUUCCACUCUUCACAGUAGCAACUUUGUGGAGCUUGGCCAUCCAACAAGCACGAUGAGAGCUAAGCAAGUUUAUUUUCAGGAAGAGCCUCUGUGCGUUAUAUGUACCAGAACUCAAAGAAACUGAUACCUGAAACUUUCUUUUUUCUCUCUCUGAAAAUUGAAGGACUGAUAAGUGUGAUUUAUAAGAAAUUAAGUAAAUCUCAAAUUUUAAGUUGUGUUUUACUCUAAACAAAUACAUGAUUAAAGGUAAUUCAAGUUAUAGAUUAUAAAGAAUGUAAAUUGCAACCAUUAAUGCGAUAGAUAAUUAAAUAUUUUGAAUUAUAGCAAUAUCAAAUUGUAGAGCACAAAAUAUACAGAACAAUAUUUGUAAUGUUUGAAUCCUUUGUAUUCAAAAAUAAUUGGCUUACACACAAAUAUAAUCUGUUAUAAACAAGUUAACCUAAGUUUAGAAAGUUUCCCAAGGCCUGCUUGUAAAAGUUGAUAAACAGAUUGAUCAGUUAAAAUAAACAUUGAUUCACUGCGAAUCUAUAUUUCUUUU